CUGUCUGUGCUGGUUUGUUCUGUCACUCGCAGUUCAGAACACCGACAGAUAGAUGGCCUUGUCCUCAGAGGGAGAUGGCAUCAAUCUACCGCGGUGCAUGGUGGGAAUGAUCAGAUCAGGUAAGCUGAAAUGAGACGGUCUGAGCCGCAAGAACAGGUGAAUGAUUACUGUAGGCCUACUGUUAAUGCCGUCGUCCAAAGAUACCUUGUUAUCUUGGUCCCAUAACGAACAAAUAGUGGAUGUUUUGACGCGAGGAGUCCAAUUAACUUUAAUGAGAGCCCGAAUGAAAAGCGGAGAUACGCAACAAAAAGAGUUCGACAACUCGUCAAAAACCUGGAAUUAGUAGCAGGGUUGAGCUGAGAGGCGCCAUGCUGUCGGGGGAGGAGAUUCUGUGCAGCACGCGGCAAGUGAUAGCGGGCCUUGAGGCGCUGCGAGGUGAGAACCACACCCUCCUGGACAACCUGCAGGAGGUGCUGGAGGACCGGCCGGUGGCCGAGAGUGGCAGUGUGGAGCAGGAGAAGAGUGGCAUCAUCCGCCAGUCUCUGGAGAGGAUAGAGCUGGGCCUGGGAGAGGCACAGGUGAUGAUGGCUCUGUCGGCCCACCUGGGCUCCCUGGAGGCGGAGAAGCAGAAGCUGCGGACCCAGGUACGGAGGCUGUGCCAGGAGAACCAGUGGCUGAGGGACGAGCUGGCCGGGGCCCAGCAGAGGCUGCAGGACAGGGAGCAGGUGGUGGUCACGCUGGAGGAGCAGAACAGACACCUGCAGUUCAUGAGCAGUAUCCGCAAGUACGACCAGGAGUCGCCAUCACCGGAUGACAAAGAGACAGGCUCCACCAAGGAGUCCCUAGAUGACCUUUUCCCCACGGACGAGGAGGAACAGUCACAGAUAUCUCAGCCCCACGGUAGCAGUGCGGCAGCAGCGGCCCAGCAGGGAGGCUAUGAGAUCCCGGCCCGCCUGAGGACCCUUCAUAACCUGGUGAUCCAGUACGCCUCCCAGGGCCGCUACGAGGUGGCCGUGCCCCUCUGCAAACAGGCUCUGGAGGACCUGGAGAAGUCCUCAGGCCACAGCCACCCUGACGUGGCCACCAUGCUCAACAUACUGGCUCUGGUCUACAGAGACCAGAACAAGUACAAAGAGGCGGCUAACCUCCUGAAUGACGCGUUGGCCAUUCGGGAGAAGACCCUGGGCAUAGAUCACCCUGCGGUGGCAGCCACACUCAACAACCUUGCUGUACUGUAUGGAAAGAGAGGGAAGUACAAGGAGGCUGAGCCACUGUGUAAGAGAGCCCUGGAGAUCAGAGAGAAGGUGUUAGGCACGGACCACCCUGACGUGGCAAAGCAGCUGAACAACCUGGCGCUGCUGUGUCAGAACCAGGGCAAGUACCAGGAAGUGGAGCAGUACUACGAGCGUGCCCUGCACAUCUACCAGAGCAGGCUGGGCCCCGACGACGCCAACGUGGCCAAGACCAAGAAUAACCUGGCUUCAUGUUACCUGAAACAAGGGAAGUACAGACAAGCUGAGGCUCUGUAUAAAGAGAUCCUGACCCGGGCCCAUGAAAAAGAGUUUGGAUCUGUGGAUGGUGAUGUGCGGGACAUCUGGACCCACACGGAAGAGGAGGGCUCCAUGCAGGAUGGGCUGGGCAGUCUGAAGCGCAGCGGCUCAUUCACCAAGCUCCGCGAGUCAAUACGCAGGAGCAGCGAGAAGCUGGUCAGGAAGCUGAAAGGAGUCGGACCUCAAGAUACCACGCCUCCGACUCCUGGGAUGAAAAGGGCUAAUUCUCUGAAUGUGCUGAACGUGGGUGUGAGGGAGUGUCAAGAAGCAGCAAAGAACCCCUGCAGCCUGACAGAGAACCGCACCCUGAGCUCCAGCACCCAGAGUCUGGCACGGCGAGGAUCCCUCAGCUCUGCACACUACACCUCUGAACACUAGCCCCCCCCCCCCACACACACACACACAUCCAGGAAGUACUCUCACACAGCUCUGGUCCCUACUCUCCGUCUCAGUGAACCUACAUAGGUCACUGCAACCCCCUUCCCUUGCUCUGUUUUAAAUCGAACAAUGAUCUGUUUAAGUUUGUUUACUGCACUAUGUUGUAGCGGGUGGAGGUCACUGAUACUCCUUGCCUGCUAGUUUUAUCCCCUGGUGCCCCAGUUCUGAGGUAUAGAUUAGGAUACACACAGCAAUGAGGACUGGUUUGAGAGAUGCAGAUUGAAUCCGUUUCAGACCAGAUUUAGUAAUGCUCUGUACAAGGAGGGAAAGCUUGAAUUCUUCAACGAUUGUUCACAAUUAUGAACAUCUUGAUAUUUGCAUUUUAACUGCAGUUGGGUCAACAAGUAAGUGUCUGCAGCUAUUGGAUGUUAUCCAAAUUAAUUUAUCUGUGCAUGCAAAAAAGGUCAUUUAUACAAUGUGGUUUUUAAAACGUGUUACAUUCUGAUUUUAUCUCCUUACCAGCGGUACUCUUGUUUUUGGCACUAGGUGAUUUAAUUCCACAAUUAAAACAAAUAUUUACUAAUAUCUAUUGAAUGUGAUGCACAAAUAGUGUAUUGGCUUCCAUGUUAGGUUGUGGUAAAGUGCUCUCCUUAUUCCACAAUACUAGAGCAAAAUCUGCACUUCCCAGUCUAGCGGUAGAAUGCAAUUUGUCUAAAAAUAUGUUUGUACUAUGUUUAGCAGAUUUUAUUAUGAGCAGAUAUAAAAAGCUUAAGCUAUUUUGAUAGCCCAAAGGUAAAAGCACUAUGUGCCUGUAUGUAAUAUCUAGUUUUUUAUUUUAUUUGUCUCAGUUUAGGAUACAUUAACUUUUUUGGAUAGCUAGCUAAUUUAAAUUCCUUCUGAAACAUGUUUUUAAAAUUAUUUGAUUUUGUUGUCUAUGCAUCUUACGCAGGAUGUUAUCAAGAGUAAAUAUGCAAUUCGAGGGACACAAAGCGAUUAAAUCACUGUGGUGGUAUUUCCAAGUGAUCAUUUAAAAGGGCGGUAGAGGAGUCACUAUUGUAAAAAGAUUGUUAACCCAUUGGGGUGGAUGGAGGGAGUUCAAUGUGGGUUGCCAAAAGGUCGCCAGUUCGAAUCACAAUGAGUCUUGUUUUCCAACCUUAACCAAUCACAUUUCUCAUCUGAUGUUGACUGAAUAGCUGUAUACAUGUGGGAAACAAUUGUGGAACCCUCCCUCAUGCUGCUGCAGUGGACUAGGCACUGGGAUAAGAACCAGAAGGUCACAGGUUCUAAUCUUGCCCUUUCGUUCAACUCUGGCCUAAAAAGUGGGCACAAUCCGAAUAUGGACAAGAUCAGGACACAGAAUGCAUGUUAGCACUGUGUACAGUAUAAACAGGGCUAUAAGCUGACAAAGCACAAUGGCUCUAUUCAAACUGUCAAGCUUUUCAUAUGCAGUGUUUUACCAUGAAUGCAAUCUCCAUUAACAUUGCCUUUAAAUUUCAAUCACGCUGAACUUCAGCGAUACAGAUUGAAUAGAGCCCUACAUCUUAUUUAUGUAGAAUUAUGUUAGCUGUUACAUAUGGAGAGCUUUCUUUGCAGAUUGUCAAUGUUAUUGAAAAUUACAAAUAUAUUUUAUAUCUGGAAACCAUAGCUGACAAAUGUAAAAUAAAGUAUGUCUCUUCAAUC
Messenger RNA from Oncorhynchus kisutch (coho salmon), 3608 nucleotides. It is a transcript of the gene klc3, whose product is annotated as kinesin light chain 3. The transcript is spliced from 12 exons. Gene Ontology annotation, cellular component: kinesin complex; cytoplasm. The coding region runs from base 369 to 1928 and encodes 519 amino acids. Lineage: Eukaryota; Metazoa; Chordata; Actinopteri; Salmoniformes; Salmonidae. Gene Ontology annotation, molecular function: kinesin binding. The record is from RefSeq and is a predicted model, not a curated record. Gene Ontology annotation, biological process: microtubule-based movement.